Messenger RNA from Fusarium keratoplasticum, 1725 nucleotides. Its product is annotated as LIM zinc-binding domain-containing protein. Lineage: Eukaryota; Fungi; Ascomycota; Sordariomycetes; Hypocreales; Nectriaceae. The coding region runs from base 1 to 1725 and encodes 574 amino acids. The transcript is spliced from 4 exons. The record is from RefSeq and is a predicted model, not a curated record.
AUGCGAGCCCUGAUUCUCUUAUUUGGUACCGCGAGCUUCCUCUUUGUGGAAUGGACGUUUUCUUUGCAAUUUCUAUUCCGCCGUCUUCCCGCUUCAAUGGAACCCUUCAGCACUGCUUCAUCCGUAGCAGGUCUUAUCAUAGCUGCAGGCAAGAUCUAUAGUCUCCUCGACUUCAUCUCUUCUGUCAAAAACUCCCCGACGACCAUUAGCGAUGCCAAGAACGAAGUCAAACAUGCCCAGUCGGCGCUGUGCUCCCUAAAACGAUAUCUGAACAACCUCGCCUCCCUCAAUCCCACGCGAACGGCCAUGAUCCAGGUUGAUGACUUGAGAGUUACCCUAAGUGAUGCUAUGAUGGCAUUCUCUGACUUUGAGACCCUUCUCCUCACUCUGGACAACAUUGCGCGGGUGAAAGCGUUUAUAGUAUGGCCCAAGUACGCAAAAGAUAUCGAGGAACGCAUGGCCAAGGUUCAAAGAUACAAGACCUCCCUAACCUUGAUGCUGAAUAUUCUGCAAAGUGACACUCAACUUGAGGCGUUGCAGUCUCAAAAACGCCUCGAGGCAUUGAUCGAAGGUGUUAUGCAUGAGAACAAAACACUGAGGCAUAUGAUGAAUGAAUCGCAAGACUCAUUUGAUGCUCAGAGCACCUUCACCAAGCGGCAAGAAGAUUACGGAUGGACAACCCGGACAAGAGCCAAUGAUGACGAUGACACCGAAACAAUUAGGGGGGUGGUCCGAGGACGCAUCGGAGAAAGUAUGGGAAGCGGCAGCCAGAAGGACGACUCUAAGAAAGGGCAUCAAUCCAGAAUGCUCAGACUACCCUUUGAGAGAAUUCUUGAGCAGUCAUGGGUGUAUAAACGAAACCGGCGCAACUCGUGCGACUGCUCAUUCAUCAGCUCCGCGGGACGAUCCCACACCUGGUCUGUUUUCUCAGGCUUUAGCUUGGCAGAUGUAUCUAUCCUGUCAGUCAUCGCCAUGCCUCUGACGACCAUGGACCUCGCGAAUAGGGAGCACUAUCAAGUUGAGGCUCAGAACGAGGGCUUGACGUGGCCUCCCAAGGAUUUUGACGAACAGAGCGGAUUCGACUCACCAUCGAGCUCUGAAACACCCGUUCUGCCGAGCCUCGGGAUCGAGGACUUGAGAUCGACUUGGAAUAUGGUCUCCGAAGAAGAGGAAGAACCAAAGGAUUGGAGGGAAUCCAAUUCUGGGGUGGAGGACGAGGAAGCCCCUGAAAGGGCACACACUCCCUUGUCCAACUCGGACACGCUGGGCGAAGACGACGAGAUAAGGAACUACAAUCCAGAAGGUGGUGUCGAGUACAACGAUGAUGAAUUAUGCCAAUGCACUGGCUGCCAAGGGCCGCUUGAGAAGACUGAAGCAUUUAGGCUGGGGGGCUUUCAUUGGCAUGGAAAUUGCUUCCGCUGUAGUCUGUGUGGCUGCAUUAUGGAACAGGACGGCAAACUCAUGAUUCAGGGAAAUGGGACUAUUACCUGCAAUGACUGUUCGCAGUAUUGCGCAGAUUGUGGCUGCAAGAUCGAGGACCUCGCCGUUGUCCUUGGACCUAAUACUGUUGUCUGCCCCUCAUGCUUCGUAUGUUUUGUCUGCAAGCAGCGAAUCAGAGAUCUCAAGUACGCCAGAAGCACCCGGGGCAGAGCUUGCAUGGCUUGUCAUGAGGCGAUGACAGCGAAGAAGGCUCGGAGGAAGGCCAUGCUGUUGCCGGCAGUUUAG